Molecule: messenger RNA, 1275 nt
Organism: Spinacia oleracea (spinach)
Lineage: Eukaryota; Viridiplantae; Streptophyta; Magnoliopsida; Caryophyllales; Amaranthaceae
Exons: 1
Coding region: 1-1275 (424 amino acids)
Source: RefSeq, a predicted model, not a curated record
AUGUUAAUAUUAUUCGUUCAAUGUGGAUUUUCCGACAUAAAAAAGAAAUCUGAUGGUUCUUUUGAGAGGCAUAAAGCAUGUCUUGUAGGUGAUGGCAGGUCUCAACAAAAAGGUGUGGAUUGUGAGGAGACUUUUAGUCCAGUUGUCAAGCCGACCUCUAUUCGUGCACUCCUCAGUAUUGCAUUAUCUAAUUCUUGGCCUAUUCAUCAACUUGAUGUCAAGAAUGCAUUCCUUCAUGGUACUCUCAAUGAAACAGUGUAUAUGCAUCAACCCAUGGGUUUUCGUGACCCGAAUUAUCCGGAUUAUGUUUGCUUAUUGAAGAAAUCUCUUUAUGGCCUCAAACAAGACCCACGAGCUUGGUAUCAACGUUUUGCAGAUUUCGUGGCCACCCUUGGUUUUUCACAUAGCAAAUCUGAUCAUUCAUUUAUUUAUCACCGAGGUACUGAUGUUGCAUAUAUAUUGCUUUAUGUUGAUGAUAUUAUUUUGACAGCUUCUUCGAACACUCUUCGUAAGUCCAUCAUGACACUACUAAGCGCCGAAUUUUCCAUGAAGGAUCUUGGUCCUCUUAGCUAUUUCCUUGGCAUUGCAGUCACUAGGGAUGCACACGGACUAUUUUUGUCCCAAAGGAAGUAUGCCGAAGAAAUACUUGAACGUGCAAGCAUGACAAACUGUAACCCGUCACCAACACCGGUUGAUACGAAGUCCAAACUAAGUGCUUCGGUGGACGAGCCCUAUGGUGAUCUAACCAAAUACCGUCAACUGGCGGGGGCCUUACAAUACCUCACUUUCACAAGGCCGGAUAUCUCAUAUGCCGUUCAACAGGUUUGCCUAUAUAUGAACGAUCCCCGAAAUGCACACAUGGCUGCCUUGAAGCGUGUCCUACGCUACAUUAAUGGCUCUAUCCACUUUGGUUUACAUUUGUACAAAUCCAAUGUUGAGAGCUUAAUAUCCUACACAGAUGCAGAUUGGGGUGGAUGUCCUGACACUAGACGAUCCACCUCUGGCUAUUGUGUCUUUCUUGGUGACAAUUUGAUCUCAUGGUCCUCUAAACGUCGGCCCACACUUUCCCGCUCUAGUGCGGAAGCUCAAUAUAGAGGAGUUGCUAAUGUUGUCUCCGAAUCAUGUUGGAUUCAAAAUUUACUUCUUGGACUACAUUGUCCCCCGAAGAAAGCAACAUUAGUCUACUGUGACAAUGUGAAUGCGAUUUAUCUAUCCGGUAAUCCAGUUCAACAUCAACGCACUAAACACAUUGAGAUGGACAUUCACUUUGUUUGA